Chara braunii is the source of this 3040-nucleotide messenger RNA. Lineage: Eukaryota; Viridiplantae; Streptophyta; Charophyceae; Charales; Characeae. The record is from the annotation of a GenBank genome assembly.
GCGUCUUCUGGCGGUCCAAUGGAACCCGACACGAUGGGGCCACAACCGACCACGGGCGAAGCGGGAGAGGAGUAUAGGACAUCGCCCAAUCGAGCUCUGAGGGAUCUGAAGGAACGAAUUAGGCGAGAAGCACCGCUGAGAUGGGCUGACCAAACCAAUGACGGAGGGCCCGACGUAAGGGGCGAACCAGUUGCGACAGAGCCGCAAGAGGCUCUAAAGACGGGUACCUCGAGCGGACGACGAGAAGCGACGAGGCGACGCUCCCCCGAGUACGAGCGGAGGGACACCAUAGCGGACAGGCACAGAGACAACUGGAGAGAGAGUCUGAGGGAUUCCUAUUGGAGAGACAGAGAUAGAGACAAGGCGCUGCCUAGGCGAGUCUUCGACCCCCAGACAGGGGAGUCACAUCCGCUCCCUUACGAGAGCAAGAAUCGCUAUAUUAUUAUGCACAAGGCCUCAGAGCCUCCUACCUUCAGGGGCUAUGGUAUCACAGAAUAUCUGGAGAAGUGGGAGCUUCACGCCAGCCGGAGUCRGUGGUCGGAGGAAGAGAUUAUAGAGAACUUCCUAUUUAAUGUGGACCCAAGUCUCGGUAGGGAAGUUAAGGAAGCUCGACCGAAGGAUGGAAAAUUGACUACUUACAAGAAGAACCUCGUUGAGCUUUACAAAUUGGAGGAUAACAAGUAUUCCAUCAAGGACCUUGAAACAAUGACUCAAGAUGAAGAUGAGAGCGUACGGGCAUUUGAGAUGCGUUUCCAGAAGAUCUCYGACGUGCUGAUGAAGAAGGGGAAGAUCUCAGAGGUCGAGCGCUGUACUAUCUUCAUCGGACACUUGUCCAAAGGUAGGCAAAAAAAUAUACUUAGAGAUCUUCCGCGCGACAGGCUUGAUUUCCCAGAAGUCCUAAAGCUCGCGAUAAAGGUCGAGGCAGACGAUUACAAGGACUUGGUGUGGAGAGGGAUGAGGAGACGUGACUUCCCUCUCUACAAGGAGUAUGCCACGGAUAGAUGUCCUGAUUUCAAGGACUAUCCCUGGUCGGAAAAGAAUGAGGCCGUGGCUGAGGAAGUGAAGGAGAUACGAGACAUGGUGAAGGGAUUGACGAGACAGAGGUCGGGUCGAGAUGGCUACAGAGGUGGUAGGUAUGAAAGAGGAGAUUGGGACUGGGAACGACGAGAUGGGUCGCGCGGACGGUUUGAGCGAGGGGGAGAUGCGAAAGAGCAACGCGACGAGUCGCGGGGUUGGUACAACCGAGGGGACCGACGCGAUGAGUCACGUGGGCGAUAUGACUCGGGGAACCACCGGAAUGAUUCGCGAGGGCGGUAUGAGCAAGGAGGGUCUGGAGGAGACCGCCGCAACGAUUCGUGCCAUCGGAAUGAGAGAGGGGGAUAUGGCGUCUCAUCAGAACCAUAUCCCAAGUCGCCUGACCCCAAGGCAGCCAGGAGUUCGAUCUCUAGAAGCGCAGACAACAGGCCAUCUACUCCCAGGGACUCAUACGUCUACUGUAGAGGAGAAGAUAAUAUCAAGAGGGAUUGCCCGUACCUCAAACAGGCAAUAGAUGAGGGACUUGUCGUGCUUGACGACCGCAAGUAUGUCAAGUGGGCAGAUGGUCUGAGAGAUGUAUCGAUGUUCCCUUCGAUGAAGGAGAAUGUCGAAGCAAGGAGAGUAAAGUUGAGUAAAGAAAAGGAGCCGGUCAGGAGCCAGAGCAUCAAGAUAACCUUUGAGGGGGAUAUGGCGACCACACCCAUAAGGGUGGUAGCCACCAAGUCGGCGAGAGGGUCUACAUCGAAGAAGACUGACACGGAUUACGUGAUGAUGGAGAAGGACGGGCAGCGGGUCGAUGGAGAGGAGGUUAUCCUUUCACCGCGAAAGAGGGGAGUGAAGAAGUUCUUAAUGAAGAGUUCGCUGGACGAGAUUGACACGUGCUCUAUUCUAGAGUACCUGGCGGCAUCGAAGCCGGCUCGUGAUGAGUUACAGAUGAUCACGCGGAAGACUCGCAUAUCUCUAUCGGAGGAGGGUCAAGGGGCCCCUAAGGCGGAAGCUCCUACAGUAGCAGUAACGGGGGUGACAGCCAGAGCAGAUCGCAUGGCGACAGUCCUUCUCGAUGGAAUGGAAGGUCUGCCUCCAGACAAGUUUUAUAUACUUGGUAGUGGGGCCGUGGAGACGACUAUAAACGAUGGAGCGAUACUCGAUGCUGUGAUCGAUAACGACAGUGAGGCUGUCAUCAUAGACGAGGACCUGGCAGUACAGGUUGGACUGGGCCUCGAUAGGUCAUACCUAUUCGAGAUAGAGACGGCUGAUGGGAGAAAGCAACAGAUCACUUGGGUUUGUCACAAGGUAGCCAUAGAGCUCCAAGGGGUACUAGUGACCCUGCAUGUCUUUGCAGUCAAGAACUGCAGCUCCGACCUGCUCUUGGGUCGAACGUGGCUGAGCCACGUGCAUGCGGUGACGAUAGAGCGACCUGAUGGGAGYYAAACAUURUYCAUUARGAAGYYWGACGGGACGCGGGUAAUGAUUGAGACAGUGGAGCCUCGGGACCCGAGGAACAGAGCAGCUCUCGCUGUGGGUGCGAGACCCAGUGAACAGAUUAAGUCGUUACCUAUCUCCGGCCACGCGGUGCGAUUUCGCGAUAAGAAAUAUGGACCACUGCUCACAGAGGAAGAAGGUCGGAUUGUGGAGGUGAAAUAUUUAGGGAGUCGAAUGAUAGUGGACGGCAACUCGUACCCAAAGGAAAAAGAUGAGGAAUUUGGCAGUGUGGUAUCCGUGUCUUUUUUAAGGGCACGGCCCCCUAUGGGGGGCUACCCAAGCGACACAAGUGAGUAGCUCAAAAAGUUAAGCCAGCGGUGGUGGGCCACGAGCGAUCUGCACUGGAAGGGAUAUCGGAAGAAGAGAUCGCGAAAGAAAUCAAAGAAAGAAAGAAAAAGGAGCCACAACGCCUGACGGAAGAGAGGAUAGCAGGGAUGGACAUCGGAGAUGGAAAUCUGACCCCACAGGAGCGAGAGCAUGUGAUAGAAAUUUUGAAGACAUGUGAUAAAGCAAUAGCUUUCAG